Molecule: messenger RNA, 1424 nt
Organism: Struthio camelus australis
Lineage: Eukaryota; Metazoa; Chordata; Aves; Struthioniformes; Struthionidae
Source: RefSeq, a predicted model, not a curated record
CGGCAUCAUGGUGACAGACGGGGAUGGCAACGAGCUCGGGCACUCCAGGAGGGCGGCAGCGAAGGGCAUCGUGCAGGUCAUCAUCUCUAGGAUCACCAUGGCAGCGCCGGGCAUGAUUAUUCUGCCAAUCAUCAUGGAGCGGCUGGGGAAAUUCCCCUUCAUGAAGAGGAUCCGGGUUCUCCAUGGGCCUUUGCAAGUGCUGCUGUCUGGGGGCUUCCUCCUGUUCAUGGUGCCGGCAGCCUGUGCCCUGUUUCCGCAGAGAUGCUCCCUCGCACUGGCUGACCUCGAGCCGGAGCUGCGUGCCAGCAUCGUGGCCAAGCACGGCGACAAAGUGCCGUACGUCUAUUUUAACAAGGGAUUGUGAACGGAGACUACCCUGGGAGCCAUCGCACCCCUCCAGCCCCCACCACUGCCAGCCCUGUGGGCCCCGUGCAGGGCGCAGUGGCCCGGUCCAGCUGGAUUGGGUCGAGGCCCGGCCUUGGGGUCAGCACCGUCUCUGCUCCCUCCCCUGGAGAGACCCUGUCCCGGGAAGGGGCGCUCCAGGCAGUGCAGGGUGCUGUGCCUGGCUUCGACCAACCCCCCUCUCAUUGCGGGGCCUCUCCAUCCUCCGCGUACGUCCAGGAGGGUCUCCGGCCUCCGUCACCCCUGGAAGAGGCAGGACCGUGGCUCUGCAUGCCCAGGUCGUGGCUGGCGCGUUGACUUGUCCUAAGCUUCCUUCCAUGUGAUGCUGGCCCUUUCCCUGCAUCCCUGCGUCCCGCUCAGCCCGGGCGACCGCUGCCCUCCCGUGCCUCCCUCCUGGCCCUGCCACCUUGUGCAGGAGGGGUCUGCCCAGCCUGUUUGAGCCUCGCGCGGGUCGCAGGUGCCAGGCCCUCUCCUCCUGUGCUCAGAGCACAGUCCUACCUCCGAACGCAGGCGUCACUCCGUCACCUGCCUCCGGUACCAGGAACCAAACCACGAUGCUGCCUCAAAUCACUACAGUGGCCUUUCUCCAAGAGCUGCAUUCCCACUUGGCAGGAAGGAAGGGACCUGUCCCCUCUGCAGAGGGAGCACACCAAUGUCCUCGGACCAAUGCUUGGACCAUUUCUCCCUUGCUAUCACGUUCAGAUUUCAUUCACUUUGCAAUUUCCACAAUCAAGGAGAGAAAUACCUGAUUGUUUUUAAGCUCUGAUUUUUGUAAUCUAGCCUUUCCUCUGAGCACCAGAGCCAGCCAUCACCCCUGCUGUCCUGUGUCUCACUGUCCCCAGGGUGGCACCAAGGACCUGCAGCCUUGGGAGACAGUCAACUCUGGGCCCCCCUGCAAGGGGGGAAGGAGACACCAGGGAAGUCACAAAGCAGUCAGGGUGUUAACUCAGGCUCUGAACAGGCAACUCUGCAAACGCUAGAGGGGAGGGAUGAAAAAUAAAAUGCAAUGUUUUUUAAAAUCA